CUGUGGGAAUGUUAAAUGGUGAACAAACAGACAACACAGGCUGCUAUGAGCCACCGUGCGUCUGACGUCACUCCCCUUAGUAACCCUCGGCGGCGUCUCCAGGAGAGAGAAGGCAACAAGAUGGGAUUACUGUCAAUUUUGCGGAAGCUGAAAAGCACACCAGAUCAGGAGGUGAGGAUACUUCUGCUGGGGUUAGAUAAUGGAGGAAAGACCACUCUGCUCAAACAAUUGGCUUCUGAGGACAUCAGCCAUAUCACCCCUACACAGGGAUUCAACAUAAAAAGUGUGCAGUCACAAGGUUUUAAACUGAAUGUCUGGGACAUUGGCGGCCAGAGGAAGAUCCGACCGUACUGGCGAAAUUAUUUUGAAAACACAGAUGUGCUGAUUUAUGUCAUUGACAGUGCUGACAGGAAGAGGUUUGAAGAAACGGGUCAGGAGCUGGCUGAGUUGUUGGAUGAAGAGAAGUUGAGUGGUGUACCACUGCUGAUCUUUGCCAACAAGCAAGACCUUUUGACUGCAGCUCCAGCUGCCGAGAUCGCAGAGGGUCUCAACCUGCACACCAUCCGAGAUCGAAUGUGGCAGAUCCAGUCCUGCUCUGCGCUCACGAGCGAAGGGAUUCAGGAGGGAAUGAACUGGGUCUGUAAGAGCGUCAACUCCAAGAAAAAGUAGCUCUGCUUCUAGGUGUCUUCAAAUGGAACUGCAGCACACACACCCACACUCCGACUCACACACACUGUCCUGAGCCUUAACCUUCUGAGACCCAACUCAGCGCCACACUAAAGCAAAAUAUUUCAAAAGGUGCAAUAGUGCAAUAUUUUAUUGACCUUUAACUGUAACAAUAUGAUGGGUUUUAAACCACAUUGACACCAGUGGGGUGGCAAUGUGUCCAUGGUCAAAUCAGUUUGCUAUAUCCACUUCCCCAACAGUGUCAGAGUGUUCGUGAGUACUUCCCAGAAGUACAGAAGCCGCAGGUGUAAUCAUUUUUUUGUCCCUCUCCUGUUUAAUGUUAUUCAACACAGAACUGUCCACGUUCCCAUAGCAACCACAGGCGAUGUGUUUGGCAUGAAAAACACAUCACAGGUGGGCAUUAAAAUAUGCCUCACCGUGAACCUCAAAAGCCCUGUGUUCCUUUUAAACUGUACUUUUAAACUUUGAUGUGGCUCAAACAUGUUAACAAAUGAUGCAUUUAUGUGCACUGCUGUUGUAGAACGAUACUACAAUCAAAUAUUGACUACUGUCACAUGUGUUGGUGGUGCGUGUGCUUCAUAUUUUAACCAAAGACAGUGGUCAUUGUCCAGAAAGUGUAAAAAGUCUAAUGCUUUUGCACCUACAAAUCUAAUGACGAAUGGCCUUGAAAGCCAACACAAAUGGCAUUGAUGCCUGCAUUUUUUCUGUCUGUUAAUGCGUUUAAGUGUCAAAAUACAACUAAACCACCAAACAGGUUACUUAAAUAAGCCUUCAGACAAUGUUUAAAUACGGCUCGUUUUUUACUGUUCAUCUGACUGCUGCGUGUCGAGGCGUAUGCACAUUUGAAAAAUAUCAAAUCAUGUGGCGUAUGUUCAAAAAUGUGUAAUGUGUUAUUGUUGAAUCACGCUUGUCUCACAUUUGUUCAACAAAAAAUGGGUUAAAAACUUGUCCUUGACCUUGAGCUGCCAGGUCUCUGGAGGUUAAGCAUCAGUCUAUACCUGUGAAUGUAAACACGACUAAUCAUGGACUAACUCUCAUCCCUCACACACAAAUGGUUGACUUCAAAGGGAAUCCAUGGCAGGAAAUCCACGCCCUCCAUCAAGUGCACCCACGUCAUUGCCAGCGUUCCAACCAAUCCCAGCUGCUGUCACAACCUCAAACAUUCCCAUUAAGUUCUUUCAUUGGAAUUCCACCCACUUCUGAAAAAGCAGUCAUGGAAACCAGCAUAGCAUUUGAACUUUGUUCCUGUAUUUUUUAUUCAGUCUAAGUUACUUUUCUUGCUUUGGUUUGAAGUGAAGUUUAUUUUUGUAAUGGCUUUAUUUAUGAUGUAGCAGACAGCGGUGUGGUUCAAGGGAAGUCUGGUGCGUUAAUGUGAUUCUUGGAAGGUUGAUAUCCGAUGUUAAAAUGUGUUACCUGAUGUACAGUCAGAUGGUCAUGCCAUGCAGUGUGCUUCAAAUAUCUAUGCUUUAGUCGUCCGAUGUAAAUAUAGUCGUGUGAUACCAUAGAUGGAUUAUUGUCCUUUGGUUAUUUGUAUUGGUGAUCUUCUCUAGUUACGUAGCUUUUAAGAUGAAUGAAAACAUACAGGCAACCAACACAUUUCUGGUUUCUUACAUUGAUCAAUCUUCAUUACCAACAAUAUUUACGUUAUUAUUUUGUUGUUGCUUGCAGACUAGAGUAAGGGACACAAAUACAACUAUACAAACCUAAUUCUCCAACUACUGAAGAAGGGAGCGUUGUGAUGAAAGUCAGCAUUUGAUGCAACCUACCUUGAACCACAUUAAUCCACCAGUUCCACACACUUUCUGUAACCAUGAACUUUCAAUUGAAAUGUAUGCUAAGAUGGACACUGAUAUUAGCUGAAUAUACAUAUUAAAUCAACCCUAAUAACAACUAUAAAUCUGCUAUUUCUCCUCCUUCCUGAGGUAAAUCGGUGACUGAUAUUUACCAUUCAUUUCACCAACACUUGAACUUGCCCACAUAACAACACUGUUCAUGUGAAUAUGUAUAAAAAGUUGAAGAGGAUCUACAUUUCUACGUGUAAAUAGCUUGGCCCUACGUUUAUAUGUUGUGCUCAUGUUAUAGAGAAAGUCCCACUGCUGCUGUCAUCUAUAAUGUUUGCGUAGGUGAAUGUUCAUUGUACUGUACGUCAGACGUGAGCGGCGUAGAGAGCAGCUUUACUUUUGAUAUUAUUGAAUGUAACCAGCCAGAACUGAAGGUACUGUAUGUGAAUAAAAAAACCCUCUGAAAGCA
Molecule: messenger RNA, 2937 nt
Organism: Synchiropus splendidus (mandarinfish)
Lineage: Eukaryota; Metazoa; Chordata; Actinopteri; Syngnathiformes; Callionymidae
Gene: arl3b
Product: ADP ribosylation factor like GTPase 3b
Exons: 7
Coding region: 16-669 (217 amino acids)
Biological process (GO): cilium assembly
Cellular component (GO): microtubule cytoskeleton; cytoplasm
Molecular function (GO): GTP binding; GTPase activity
Source: RefSeq, a predicted model, not a curated record